AUGGAGGAUGAGGACUUCGAUGCUGCGCAGAAGAAAGCAGAGAAACUUGGAGCCAAGAAGGUGUUUAUGUUGGUCGUGGGCUCUGAGUUUUUUGUUUGUUUAGUAUUUCAUCUGGGGUGCGGUGCAGGCGCUGUCUAUGAGGACCGCUACCUGCUGGGCACGUCUAUCGCCCGGCCGUGCAUCGCCCGCAGACAGGUCCAGAUCGCCCGGCAGGAAAGAGCUCAGUAUGUUUCUCAUGGAGCCACAGGAAAGGGGAAUGACCAGGUUCGCUUCGAGCUGACGUGUUACGCGCUCUAUCCUCAAGUGCAGAUCAUCGCUCCGUGGAGGAUCCCAGAGUUUUACAGCCGCUUCAGAGGAAGGAAGGACCUGAUGGAGUACGCAGAGAAGCACGGUAUUCCUGUUCCUGUCACCCCGAAGGCUCCUUGGAGCAUGGAUGCAAAUCUCAUGCACAUCAGCUAUGAAUCUGGAAUUCUGGAGAACCCGAAGAAUCACGCACCUUCAGAUCUCUACCAGAUGACCAAGAACCCAGAAGAUUCACCCAGUGAACCAGAUGUGCUGGAGAUUGACUUCGCUAAAGGUGUUCCAGUCAGAGUCACUCAUGUUAAGGAAGGAACGUCCAAGGACACUCCGCUGGAGCUCUUCUGCUAUCUGAAUGAGAUCGGUGGAAAGCAUGGUGUGGGGAGAAUCGAUAUCGUGGAGAACCGCUUCAUUGGAAUGAAGUCCAGAGGUAUCUACGAAACCCCUGGCGGAACCGUCCUGCUCCACGCUCAUCUGGACAUCGAGACCUUCACUAUGGACCGAGAGGUUCGGAAGAUCAAACAGAGUCUCGGCAUCAAGUUCUCCGAGCUCAUCUAUAAUGGGUUCUGGUACAGUCCGGAGUGUGAAUUCGUCCGUCACUGCAUUGAUAAAUCUCAGGAGAACGUGGAGGGUCGCGUGCAGCUGUCUGUCUUUAAGGGUCAGGUGUACAUCCUCGGCCGAGAGUCGCCCAAAUCCCUGUACAACGAGGAGCUGGUCAGUAUGGACGUGCAGGGCGACUACGACCCCUGCGACGCCUGCUGGAAUUUUUUUCCAUCAAGAUCCAAUGCGGUCAGGCUGCGGGAACACAACCGUCUGCAGGGAGCCGCGCAGAAGACGCUCUGAUGAUUUCA
Cyprinus carpio (common carp) is the source of this 1148-nucleotide messenger RNA. Its product is annotated as argininosuccinate synthase-like. Gene Ontology annotation, cellular component: cytoplasm. The transcript is spliced from 14 exons. The record is from RefSeq and is a predicted model, not a curated record. Gene Ontology annotation, molecular function: argininosuccinate synthase activity; ATP binding. Lineage: Eukaryota; Metazoa; Chordata; Actinopteri; Cypriniformes; Cyprinidae. Bases 1 to 1140 code for a protein of 379 amino acids. Gene Ontology annotation, biological process: urea cycle; L-arginine biosynthetic process.